AUGGCAGAGAACUCGGACAAAGUUCCGAUCACCAUGGUAGGACCUGAUGACAUUGAGUUUUGCAGUCCUCCGGCAUAUGCCACCGUGACCCUGAAACCCUCCAGCCCUACGCGUCUGCUCAAGGUCGGAGCCGUGGUCCUCAUUUCCGGCGCGGUGCUGCUGCUCUUCGGCGCCAUCGGAGCCUUCUACUUCUGGAAGGGGAAUGACAAUCACAUUUACAAUAUUCAUUACACCAUGAGUAUCAAUGGGAAAUUACAAGAUGGGUCAAUGGAAAUAGAUGCUGGGAACAACUUGGAGACCUUUAAAAUGGGAAGUGGAGCCGAGGAAGCGAUUGAAGUUAAUGAUUUCCAGAAUGGGAUCACCGGAAUCCGUUUUGCUGGAGGAGAGAAGUGCUACAUCAAGGCACAGGUGAAGGCUCGUGUCCCUGAGGUGGGCAUUGUGACCAAGCAAAGCAUCUCUUCUGAGCUGGAAGGCAAGAUCAUGCCAGUUAAAUAUGAAGAAAACUCUCUUAUCUGGGUGGCCGUGGACCAGCCUGUGAAGGACAAUAGCUUCUUGAGUUCUAAAGUCCUUGAACUCUGUGGCAACCUCCCUAUUUUCUGGCUUAAGCCUAUGUAUCCAACAGAAAAUUUUGCAGAGAUCCAAAGACAGAGAAGAGAAGUAGUAAGAAACAUUGCUCCCUCCACCACGAGAAGACCGCACAGUGAACGAGGCAACCCAGGCCCUAGAAGACUGAGUAACGAAACCAGGCCUAGUGUUCAGGACGACGCAGAGCCUUUCAAUCCCGACAAUCCAUACCACCAGCAGGAAGGAGAGAGCAUGACAUUUGACCCUAGACUGGAUCAUGAGGGAAUCUGCUGUAUAGAAUGCAGGCGGAGCUACACCCACUGCCAGAAGAUCUGCGAACCUCUGGGAGGCUACUAUCCAUGGCCUUAUAAUUACCAAGGAUGUCGUUCAGCCUGCAGAGUUGUCAUGCCGUGUAGCUGGUGGGUUGCCCGCAUCUUGGGCAUGGUGUAA
This is a messenger RNA of Peromyscus eremicus (cactus mouse), 1014 nucleotides long. It is a transcript of the gene Cnmd, whose product is annotated as chondromodulin. Lineage: Eukaryota; Metazoa; Chordata; Mammalia; Rodentia; Cricetidae. The transcript has 7 exons. Gene Ontology annotation, biological process: negative regulation of endothelial cell proliferation; negative regulation of angiogenesis. The record is from RefSeq and is a predicted model, not a curated record. Bases 1 to 1014 code for a protein of 337 amino acids.